AUGACGAAGAGAACUAAAAAGGUUGGUGUGACCGGUAAAUAUGGCGUUCGUUAUGGUGCUUCUUUGCGUCGUGACGUCCGCAAGAUUGAGGUUCAGCAACAUGCUCGUUAUCAAUGCCCUUUCUGCGGUCGUAACACUGUGAAACGCUCUGCUGCUGGCAUCUGGAACUGCCACGGUAAGGCUUGUGGUAAGGCUAUGGCCGGUGGUGCUUGGACUGUCACUACUCCUGCUGCCACUAGUGCUCGCUCCACUAUUCGCCGUCUUCGUGAAAUGGUCGAAGUCUAA
Messenger RNA from Schizosaccharomyces osmophilus, 285 nucleotides. RefSeq names its product 60S ribosomal protein L37a. The transcript has 2 exons. Bases 1 to 285 code for a protein of 94 amino acids. Gene Ontology annotation, molecular function: structural constituent of ribosome. Lineage: Eukaryota; Fungi; Ascomycota; Schizosaccharomycetes; Schizosaccharomycetales; Schizosaccharomycetaceae. The record is from RefSeq and is a predicted model, not a curated record. Gene Ontology annotation, biological process: translation. Gene Ontology annotation, cellular component: ribosome.